AUGCCUCCCAGAGCGUCUUUAACACCGUCAGAGAUAGCCACCCACAAGUGGAACAAAAAAACAAAGGCCAAGGCGAGUCAAGAAUCUGCUGGUGAAAAAACAGAUAAACCGUUGCAACAGUCAUCAAAGAUAAAGGCCUUAGAGCGGAAAGUUUGGAAUGAGACAAUGGCCAACAGUCGUAAGUGCGCACCCACAGUAACUGGACUGCAAUCAGUACCUGCAGCCAAGUUAGCACGGAAGACACCUGCAGAAAAGCUAGAUCACAACAAUGCAGACCAUGGUCAAGAAGCACAUGAAGAUAUCAGUUGUGCUGAAAGUCAAGUGUCAAUUCAAGAUAAUGACACCAUUAGUGAAUACGGAGACAGCGACCAUGCCUCUGAAAAAUCAGAGGACGAUAUGGACAACGAUAUGGAGUUUCCUGAAGAAGAUGAUUUUGAGUCGCUCUCCCAGGAGGAACUCGUCAAAGAGAUUCCCCAUUUUGUGCACACGGCUCGAGCUGCCAGUACUCAUUCGCUGCCUCCUCACACAGCUAGAGCUGCCAGUAUGCAUUUGCAAUCCAGCAGCAAUGUAUCUGAAUGGUCGUCAAUGGCCUCUGGCACUACCACCGGUGUUUCUCAGGUUGAUGUUGCUGACUUGGACUCGGAGAUGCCGUUUCAAGUUGCUGACAAAGCCUCUGAUGGUCAUUCCAAGUGUUAUUACCGUGAAGCUUCAUCAACAGUCACCAAACACCAGCCGGACAAGAAGAAAGACAAGAAGAAAAGGAGUAAGCUAGAAGGACGACAGGAACUCGAGAGACCUAAAUUUGCGGAUCUGAAAACUGAGGCACUGCCAGCAGAUGUUACUCACGAGUCAGCUCCUGAGUUGGACGAUAAAGAGUCUGAUUAUUCCUUUACUUGGCCCGUAUUCACAGAUCUAGUCUACUCAGCAGAUGGCUCUAUUAACCUCAAGGCUCAAAACACCCGGAUACAGAAUGUGUUGAAGACCGCCAUGUUUGAACUCAAGAAAGCCUCUCUCUUCGACAAUGCAUUCCCCAACAUCACUCAGAAGUGA
Messenger RNA from Suillus subalutaceus, 1050 nucleotides. RefSeq lists its product as uncharacterized. Bases 1 to 1050 code for a protein of 349 amino acids. Lineage: Eukaryota; Fungi; Basidiomycota; Agaricomycetes; Boletales; Suillaceae. The record is from RefSeq and is a predicted model, not a curated record. The transcript has 7 exons.